AGCAACAUCCAGCAGGCAGCAAUCAACAUUACUCAUUACUCAUUAGCAAUAUAAGAAAAAAAUUGUGAAGGGCUUUGUUUCCUUAUGUGUUUUUUUAAUACUAUAAAUUAUAAAUCUGGCUGAUUUAUACUUGGAUAUGCAUUGUUUUUAAAUCGAUCAUCAAUUCAAACAAUUGCUGUAGUAUACGAGUUAAUCGAAUACAUGAGAAAUCGAUCUGUCACAAAUGAAGAACUUGUUUUUUCAAUUUUAUUAAGCUGAAUUGAAAUAUAAUUUUGUGAAAAAAAAAAUUAAAAAUGACUGUGAUGUCACAAGAAGAAAUGAUGGUCGGUAUUAAAACAGUAGCCCAAGGGUUAGAAGCAUUAAAGAAUGAGCUGACAGCUUCAAAUAACCCUUCGGGUCAAAGUAAUAUGCAGCCAGAAGAAAAACAAUCAAUGCUUCAAAAAACUUUAGAUAUGACUGAAUUGGGCUUAGGAGAAGCUCAAGUCAUGUUAGCUUUAGCGUCUCAUCUUCAAAAUGUUGAAGCAGAAAAACAAAAAUUGAGAACUCAAGUUCGUAGGCUGUGUCAAGAAAAUGCAUGGCUUAGAGAUGAAUUAGCAAAUACACAGCAAAAACUACAAGCAUCAGAGCAAGCUGUUGCACUACUGGAUGAACAAAAUAAACAUCUGGAGUUUAUGGCAUCUAUUAGCAAAUUUGAUGCUGACAAGACUGAAGAUCAGACUGAAAAUAAACAAGAAAAAUCUAAAAAUGAUGAUCCUGUGGUUGACUUGUUCCCAGAUGAUGACAAUGAAGAGAGAAAUACAUUAUCACCCACACCACCUUCACAAUUCGCUCAACAAGUUAAUGCUGGAGCUGGAUAUGAAAUUCCUGCUCGUUUAAGAACAUUGCAUAAUUUGGUUAUACAAUAUGCAUCACAAGGAAGAUAUGAAGUUGCUGUACCAUUGUGCAAACAGGCGUUGGAAGAUUUGGAAAAAACUUCUGGUCAUGACCACCCAGAUGUUGCUACCAUGUUGAAUAUUUUAGCACUUGUUUAUAGAGAUCAAAACAAAUAUAAAGACGCAGCCAAUUUGUUAAAUGAUGCUUUAGCAAUUCGUGAAAAAACUUUAGGAGAAAACCAUCCUGCAGUUGCAGCAACAUUAAAUAAUUUGGCAGUUCUCUACGGAAAAAGAGGUAAAUAUAAAGAUGCUGAACCAUUAUGUAAACGAGCUUUGGAAAUUCGAGAAGCUGUACUAGGCAAAGGACAUCCAGACGUAGCAAAGCAAUUAAAUAACUUAGCACUUCUUUGUCAAAAUCAGGGUAAAUAUGAAGAAGUAGAACGCUAUUAUCAAAGAGCUUUAGAGAUAUAUGAAAAAAAACUGGGCCCUGAUGAUCCAAAUGUUGCAAAAACUAAAAACAACUUAGCAUCAUGUUAUUUAAAACAAGGUAAAUACAAAGAAGCAGAAAUACUGUACAAGCAAGUGUUGACAAGAGCCCACGAAAGAGAAUUUGGAACAAUUGAUGGGGAUAAUAAACCAAUAUGGCAAGUUGCUGAAGAACGAGAAGAAAAUAAAAAUAAAAGUACCGGCACUGCUCCAUAUACGGAAUACGGUGGUUGGCACAAAGCUGCUAAAGUUGAUUCACCAACAGUGACCACUACACUUAAAAACUUGGGAGCACUUUAUAGAAGACAAGGAAAAUAUGAAGCAGCUGAAACUCUUGAAGACUGUGCUUUGAGGUCUCGCAAAGAGGCAUUUGAUAUUGUAAAACAGGCUAAAGUUGCACAAAUCCUCAGUGGAUCGAACAGUAGUGUGAAUAGUAAUGAUAGGAGAAAUCGAUCAAGUCGUUUAAUCGGUUCUCGAGAAUCAUUGGAGUAUGAUACUAGUUCACCUGGAACAAAACUAGAUGAGAAAUCUGGAACAGAUGGUCAACAGAAGUAGAGUUAAAACACAAAAUAAUUAUUAUCUACUUGAUAUUCCACUACAUUAAUUUACACUGCUUCGGCUAAUGAAACAAUCUUUAAGACACAAGACGUGGAAAGGUCAAAUGUUUCACAUUAAAAAAUAUAUAUAUUUAUAUUAUAUAUAUAGUAUUAUAAGAUUAAGUGCAAUAAUAAUAUAAUUUACAAUACUAGGGAAAUGACCCUCAACUGAUCAAACAACACUAAGCUAAAAAUUACAUUUUACUUUAAAAGAAAAAAUAAUUAACUUUUUUAAGGUUUUUUUGCCUACCAAACAUUUUGCAAGAAAUCUAGUGAGUUCAACCAGUAUUUUUAAAUUAUGAUUUGUUCCUUUUGUUACUAUUUCUUUAUAAAAACUUUAAUUUAAAUGACAAAUAUUGUAUUGAAAUAAAACAUGCUUAGUAUGUUUCAAUCCAAUUAUUUAGAUAACCAUGGUUUCAAUACUUACAGUGUAGUGCAUGUUUUAAGAUUACAACAUACAUAAUUUUUGGUGUGGUUUUAUAAAUUAUUGUCAGGACUACUAUGUAUUGUGAUAACAUGUGAUACAUUUUUUACACUUAAAGGUUAUAUGACUUCUUGUGUUAAUGUAUCAAUUAAAUAUAUUGAACUGAUCAUGUCAAAAAGUAUAACAUAAUAAAUGUCACUACUUAAAAUAUUAACAUUCCGCCACUACCAACUAUUUAAUUGUUAAUACACUUUUUUUAAAAUAAUAGCUAUUAAAUUAU
Messenger RNA from Adelges cooleyi (spruce gall adelgid), 2658 nucleotides. RefSeq names its product kinesin light chain (gene Klc). The transcript is spliced from 12 exons. Gene Ontology annotation, biological process: microtubule-based movement. The coding region runs from base 294 to 1913 and encodes 539 amino acids. The record is from RefSeq and is a predicted model, not a curated record. Gene Ontology annotation, cellular component: kinesin complex; membrane-bounded organelle; cytoplasm. Lineage: Eukaryota; Metazoa; Arthropoda; Insecta; Hemiptera; Adelgidae. Gene Ontology annotation, molecular function: kinesin binding.